UUUUGUCUGUCAUACACUACCGGCGAAUCCGCAAAUUAAACACCAAAACUAUCUCAUUUCGUGAUGAAAAAACUAAACAAGCUUAGCCACGACAACAUAGUGUAACGUCCCGUACGCAAUGACGUCACUGGCUACGCUGUGAAACCCAAGUACCGUAAAGGGACAAGCGAUUUUCUUCUGAAGACAGACAUUGAAUCUCUAUUAUGGCACUGCGGAACGUGUGUCGCCUCUUGGUUCAACCUCAGAGAUGUGCAAUUAUUUCUUUCGCUCGAGCUCAGGGGACUGCAGCACCUGUUCGAUGGGAUAAAGAGAAGACUGAGAAGGCCAAAUCACCUAAAAUCCAGUUCAACUGGCGUGAUGCUCUGGACCUGGAGGGCCUACUGACAGAGGAGGAGGUCAUGAUCAGAGACUCUUUUAGAACCUACUGCCAAGACAAACUAAUGCCACGCAUCAUUUUAGCAAACAGAAAUGAAGUGUUCCACAGAGAAAUAGUGUCCGAGAUGGGGGAGCUGGGCGUACUGGGUCCAACAAUUAAAGGAUACGGCUGUGCGGGGACAAGCUAUGUGGCCUACGGUUUGAUCGCCAGAGAAGUAGAAAGCGUGGACAGCGGCUACCGUUCAGUCAUGAGUGUGCAGUCGUCGCUGGUCAUGCAUCCCAUCAAUGCCUUUGGCACAGAGGAGCAGAAGCAGAAGUACUUGCCCAAGCUGGCUUGUGGAGAAAUCCUAGGUUGCUUUGGCCUGACAGAGCCAAACCACGGCAGCGACCCAAGCAGCAUGGAGACCAGAGCAAAGUACAACCCGUCCAGCCGCACCUACUCCCUCACAGGCUCCAAGACGUGGAUCACCAACUCCCCAGUGGCGGACAUCGCAGUUGUGUGGGCAAAAUGUGACGAUGGGAAGAUUCGCGGCUUCAUCUUGGAGCGAGGCAUGAAAGGCUUUUCCACCCCGAAGAUUGAGGGAAAGUUCUCCCUGAGAGCGUCCGCUACUGGCAUGAUCAUCAUGGAUGAGGUGGAGGUUCCUGAAGAGAACCUGCUUCCCAGUGUGACUGGCCUUGGGGGCCCAUUUGGCUGCUUGAACAACGCUCGUUAUGGCAUUGCAUGGGGAGCUUUUGGAGCAGCAGAGUUCUGUUUCCAUGCAGCUCGUCAGUACACACUAGACAGGAUCCAGUUUGGAGUGCCGCUCGCACGGAAUCAGCUAAUACAGAAAAAGAUGGCUGACAUGUUGACAGAGAUCACCAUUGGCUUGCAGUCCUGUCUGCAGCUGGGAAGACUCAUCGAUGAGAAAAAAGCGGCCCCAGAGAUGAUCUCCAUGCUGAAGAGGAACAGCUGCGGUAAAGCGCUUGACAUUGCCAGACAGGCUAGAGACAUGCUUGGAGGAAACGGCAUCGCAGACGAGUACCACAUCAUCCGCCAUGUCUUGAACCUGGAGGCCGUCAACACAUAUGAAGGUACCCAUGAUAUCCAUGCAUUGAUCCUGGGCAGAGCCAUCACUGGGCUGCAGUCCUUCACUGUGGACAAAUAAACCUGAAUUCUUGUGUCUGCUUUCAACCAAGUGGAGUCUGCUGUCAGAAAUGACGUUCACUGUGCAAUGUCAGUUGAGUAAUAUGACUUAUGUCUAUGUGGACUAUAAAGAGGGAUAUUUUUGUAAUUUAAAGGACAGCUUGCGUUCAUCAUAUAUUUUGUUUGAACAAAAUUACUGUGUUGGGAUCUCAUGAUUAGAUUUGCUUUUGGUUACUGAUGAGAUUCAGCUCUCCAAAUCUCAAAUUUUGAAGUAGAACUGUUAGAAUGGUUCUCUCAGACAUGACUUAUUAUGAUGACGCUUCAGCACUUUAUUAGUUCAUGACCUAGGAUGAUCAUGACUUUGCUAAAGCUCAAUUUUGCAUCAGGGCUUUUGAAUAAAAAGUAUUUAAUUGUUCAAA
Phycodurus eques (leafy seadragon) is the source of this 1917-nucleotide messenger RNA. Its product is annotated as glutaryl-CoA dehydrogenase, mitochondrial-like. The record is from RefSeq and is a predicted model, not a curated record. Bases 204 to 1520 code for a protein of 438 amino acids. Gene Ontology annotation, molecular function: glutaryl-CoA dehydrogenase activity; flavin adenine dinucleotide binding; fatty-acyl-CoA binding. The transcript is spliced from 12 exons. Gene Ontology annotation, cellular component: mitochondrial inner membrane. NCBI's taxonomy places the organism in Eukaryota, Metazoa, Chordata, Actinopteri, Syngnathiformes, Syngnathidae. Gene Ontology annotation, biological process: fatty acid beta-oxidation using acyl-CoA dehydrogenase; fatty-acyl-CoA biosynthetic process.